AUGACCAGGGUUGAGCUGUCGGCGGAUAUAUUACGGCACAUAUCACUGCUAUCUGCCAGUACCGCGCCGUACUACCAGCUUCCCGAAGAUGAGUAUAAUGUGAAGAUCUUGCACUCGGACUCCGCCGAACACACCGCAAGACUCAUCCGGCAGAUUGCAGACCUCACCAGACGCAGCUCACAAGUGUGGACGUAUAGCGACUGGGUGGACCGUGUCUGGCUUUCUCACGAAAUGAGCGCGCACGAGCGAUUUCUUCUCUCCUUCCCAUGCCUAAAUGCAUUCAGUGCACAAGUGAUGCUCUCAUCAGCGGCUCUACCCUUGCUCCUAACCAUGCCUCUCGGUCAGCUUGUGACCGCGUGCCCUCGCAUUCCCCUUACAAUGCUCAAGAAAUUUUAUCAGAUAGCCCAUCUGGAAAGCCCCAUAGCAGAUGAUAAUGACCUCGACGAGUCUUUAAGAUCCAAUGACGUCUCGGCAUCUACCAUACCUGACCCAGUAGCCUCACCAGGUUACUCCUUUCUAGUCAAAGAUGACCUUGAUCCAGCGAGUGGGAAUUGCUGUUCGAGAAAUGAACUGUCAGAGAGACGGCAUGUGCUUAACAAUUCUCCAUUGAGUUUGCACGGAACAAUGCCUGAUGACAUUCGUUACAGUAGGCACAUGCAUAACAAUUCCCCAUGGAGUCGGUAUGAAGCAGUGGGUGAUGACAUCCGGAUGGACAAGUCUCAUGAUGUUCGACCUAACAAUGCUCAACUUGGUCACCAUGAUACAGUGGGUGGUAACAUCCGCAUGGACAGGUCUCCUGUCACUCGUUACCAUAGUAACCAUGUCACACAGCCACAAUGCAGGCAAGUCGUGCGGCAUGGCAUAGAUGAAAUGGGCAAUGGACUUUAUGCUCAUGGUUACGACCGACCAACAGAUCUCAACUUUCUGGAUGCAAUUCAGCAUAACUGGUCAAGUCCACAAACGAGUGAGGACUCUCUCUGGUUGGCUCUUGAAAGGGGGGGCAGUACUGAUGCUAUCGAACCAGAUGUCUCAGAUUACCAAUAUAGCCUUAGCCCAGAACAUACCUAUAAGCACUCCCCGGUGGAUAUAAGAGCACAUGGUCAUCAGGGCUUGUAUAGUGAAAAUCAUGUGAGGGAAAGGGGCCCUGUAUACAGAAACACAGACCAACAGAACACGUCCUCAGAGAACUAUACAAAGUCCUUGCUACCCACGAGAGACGCAUCAUCAUCACUUUAUCACUCACAGCGGAUGAGAGAGGGGAUGGACAGUAAACGCUCAAGGAACACCUCUAUGGAUCGCACUCAGAUGUUACCGCGAAGAGAUCAGCAAGCCAAUACCCUUUUCCAGCAAAACAGACAAAGCGACUGCGGUAUAACCUCAAGGAUUGCCACGUCAGUGGUGUGCAAAGUAGGCCCUAGUAUCGGAAUCGCAAAACCAUUAGUGCGUACAAAUGAUGCAGAAACAAGGCGCCAUCAGAUUCUGGAGGCAAGGGCUCUAUCUUCCAAGAGAAAAAGGGUCCCACAAUUUGAUGAACUGUUUGGACCAACCCAACAGAAUCAUCAAAGAAUCUCCAAAAUGCUAGGUGAGCACGUGGUACCACCACUUGAACCUCUUCCAGAUACAGAUGAGAUGUCCAUAUUCUCAAACCAUCAUGAUGACCACACAAAUAAGAAGCGCCGGCUGACAUAUGAGCGUGUACCAGGGAACAAAGGCCAAACCAAGUUAGCCUUCAACUGAUAAUCCAUGGGAAUUUAAAUACAGGUUGAUACAUUAUGAAGCACCAUAACUUAAAUUUAUUGGAACAAUGGAACCAGGAAUAUUAUGGACACUGUACAUGAGAGAGCUCAUGAUAGCCUUCUCAGGGGUUAAAUGCUAUCUAGGAUAGGCUGAUAAUAGACUUCUGAAGUAAAAUACCCUCUAGGCAACCUUGACGUCUGAGUUUGUCAUAGAUUCCAUGACAUCAGGUUUGAUCUCAUCAACACAGUGUCAUGUACAAUGAUAGAGUUGAGCAUACCAUUACCUCAUACAAUACCAUAGCCAAUUAACUAGAAAAAGGUACUUUGUACAAAAUGUAAGAAUAUUUUUAUGAUUGCAAAAUACAUUGAGCUUGAUCUCUUAAUCACA
Molecule: messenger RNA, 2124 nt
Organism: Nematostella vectensis (starlet sea anemone)
Lineage: Eukaryota; Metazoa; Cnidaria; Anthozoa; Actiniaria; Edwardsiidae
Exons: 8
Coding region: 1-1737 (578 amino acids)
Biological process (GO): resolution of meiotic recombination intermediates
Cellular component (GO): condensed nuclear chromosome
Molecular function (GO): ATP hydrolysis activity; single-stranded DNA binding
Source: RefSeq, a predicted model, not a curated record